AUGACUGAAAUAGCUCAAGCGGGAACUGAGAAUAGAGAUCUGAUAGUGAAAAGAAGCGAAAAUGAAGCAUUGACAGAUAAAAUCAGCAAACUUGACACUGAAACAGCUAAACAAGACGCUUUAAAUAAAGAAAUUGAAAAGAAUAUUGAACAAGCUGAAGGAAGGGUUAUGGCGCUAAACAAAGAAAUUGAAAAAUAUGACCCUAAAGUCGUAGAAAACGAAAUAAAUGAGCUAAUCCAGCAAGAAGUGUUUUAUAAAGAAAGAGAAAAAGAAACAAAAGACAAGCUCUCACAAUUGCAGACUGAAUUUGACAAAAUUCUUGACGAAGAAAAACAGAUCGAGCUGUCAUUAAUUGAAAGCUAUAAAAAAUAUGAAGAAAAAUCCACCCAAAUUGCAUCAGUAAAAAGCGAAAUAGCCCCAAAAGCCUUAAAAGCUAGCCAAUUGCAAACCAAACUUGAAGAAAUCGACGAAAAACUCCAAGAAAUAAACAGCCGAAUAUCCUUCAAGCAAGACGAAUACACCAAAACAGGCUUAAAUUUCCAAGAAAUGACUAAUCAAUUUAACCAAAAAACAAUCGAAAUAUCCAAGUGAAAAGAAAUAAAAGACCAGCUUGAAAAUAAAUUAGAGCAGCUUAAAGAGCUAGAAAGGCUAGAAAGCGAAGGGCAGCUUGCAAGAAAAGCUGACUCUGAACUGAAAGAAAGAGAAAUUGAGAGAAGAAAAGACAUGAUAAAUCAGCUGAGAUUUGAGUCUGAAAGAAAAGUUGAGCUGAAAAAGAGAGAAAUUGAUGAUACAACAAGAAGUGUAAGAAAAGAAGAGGAAGCGUCAAAAAUUUAUAGCUCCCCUAGGAAAAGAAGCAACUCGCCAGGGAGCAGAACUCCUAGGACUCCGAGGGCUGUGAAUUAUGAGGCGAAAAAAAGAGAGUUGGAAAUGAAAAUUGAGACUGCAAAAAAGACAAAAAGAGAAUAUGAAGAGAAAAAGAGGGAAUCUGAAAUAAUCCUGACUGAUGCAAUAAAGUCAGCAUCUGCAUCAAAAAGUAAAGGGAUAUUGAUUUGUGCAGUAGGAUUUGCGUUUGGAAUUAUAUUUUUCAGGCUAAUUUCUACAAUGAUUUCCUCACCAGCUAGAUAA
Messenger RNA from Blepharisma stoltei, 1125 nucleotides. The record is from the annotation of a GenBank genome assembly. NCBI's taxonomy places the organism in Eukaryota, Ciliophora, Heterotrichea, Heterotrichida, Blepharismidae.